GUUUGUUCCACCGGGCCAUCCUGAUGUCAGGCUCAGCUCUGAGCUCCUGGGCUGAGGUCCAAGAUGGCAUCUCCGUAACAGCUCGCCUGGCGCGGGCGUUGAACUGCUCCCUACCCUCAGAUCUGAGGGAUCAGCACCCAGAGACCAUCGUGUGUCUCAGGAACUUGUCCGCCCAGACGCUCGUCAACGCGCCGCUCCCCAAAUACAAGUUUGCUUCACUCUUCGGCCCCAGCGUCGACGGUGUCGUCGUAACCGCUGACUACAGGAUCAGACUUGCAAGGGAACUGAAAGACAGAAACCUGUCCGUAAUCUUGGGAGUGACAGAGGGCGACGCUUAUCCGGAGCUGACGCAGCAUCAAGCCACCGAGGGACUCAACAUGAAGGAGCGCAACAGGAUCUUCAGGACGUUCGUGCGCAACUCCUACGACCACCAUCUGCAAGAGAUUUAUUUGGCCAUGUGCAAGGAGUACACGGACUGGGGAAAUCCUUCUCAUCAUCCCAUCGAGGUGCGCGAUCUUGCGGUCGAGGCUCUCAGCGACGGUGGAUUUGUUGCUCCCAUGACACGCACGGCAGCCGUGCUGAGCCAGCGUGCCGACACCUACGUCUACGUCUACGCUCACCACGACGCAGAUCAUCAGUACUGCAACGAGUUCCCCGUAAGUCAGUAUUCCCCAAAUCCCUACACCGGGAGUUCUUCAUGUCAAUUUUCAAACCCCAAUCAGUUCCCGAGCCCCACGAAUUGCGGUGGUGGGAGCCUUUCCCUCCAGCGCAGCAGUGGAACAUCUGCUCCGCAACGUUCUGCCACCCUCAACAGAAGUGGAGGACCAAAUUCGCCACCGGCUCAAGUCAUCCCUCGAGGAGGCUUAAGCUGGCUCAAGGGAGACCUGGCUAGAGCCGGCAGCAUCGCUGAGUGA
Messenger RNA from Hyalella azteca, 914 nucleotides. Its product is annotated as neuroligin-1-like. Gene Ontology annotation, cellular component: postsynaptic membrane; synapse; cell surface. The record is from RefSeq and is a predicted model, not a curated record. The annotation marks the transcript as partial. Gene Ontology annotation, biological process: chemical synaptic transmission; synaptic vesicle endocytosis; neuron cell-cell adhesion. NCBI's taxonomy places the organism in Eukaryota, Metazoa, Arthropoda, Malacostraca, Amphipoda, Hyalellidae. The transcript has 5 exons. Gene Ontology annotation, molecular function: neurexin family protein binding; signaling receptor activity.